CACUAACAUGGGUGUGCGCGAGCGUGUGCGUAACUGCCACUGUGCAUUUUCUUCCUUAAAGUUAUCUCACACACACACACACACACACACGCACUAAGUCAUGCCUGUACACGGAGGGAGAGCUGUACUGCUGCUGAAGCUCGCGCAUGGAGGAAGGGCGAGUUUGUUGCGCGAGCUCAGCCCGGCCUCCGCACUGCUGUGUCGGGCGAGGUAUGUGUCCGGUGCGGUCCUGAGCGCGCCCCUGGCCGGUAAGACGCACGCGGAACUGCGCGAGCUUUCAGCCCGGGAACCGGAGCGCUUUUGGGGAUGUGCAGCGCGCGAGAGGAUCACGUGGAGCCGCGAUUUCGAGCGCGUGCAGGACUGCGAUCUAGCGCGCGGAAAGAUCAGCUGGUUCCUCGGUGGACAACUAAACGUUUCCGUAAACUGUUUGGAUGUCCAUGUGGCUAAAGAUCCGAAUCGAGUGGCUCUGAUUUGGGAGAAAGAUGAACCAGGGACGGAGGAGCGAAUCACAUACAGAGAGCUUCUGGAGACUACCUGCCGAUUAGCCAACACGCUGAAGAGCCAUGGCGUGAAGAAAGGAGAUCGUGUGGCCAUCUACAUGCCGGUGUGUCCUACGGCUGUGGCGGCCAUGUUGGCAUGCGCGAGGAUCGGAGCCGUUCACACCGUCGUGUUUGCUGGAUUCAGUUCUGAUGCUCUGGCAGGCAGGAUUCAGGAUGCUGAGUGUAAGGUGGUAAUCACGUGUAAUCAUGGGGUGAGAGGUGGACGUGUGGUGAAUCUGAAGGCCACAGUGGAUGUAGCUGUGAAGUCCUGUCCCUCAGUGAAGAGUGUCCUCGUGGCUCAGAGAACCAAUCACAGGGUCCCAAUGGGGGAACUGGACAUGCUCCUGGAGGAGGCAAUGGAAAGUGAGUCGUGUGUUUGUCCUCCGGAGCCCAUGGACAGUGAGGACAUGUUGUUUCUGCUCUACACCUCAGGCAGCACGGGAAAACCUAAAGGCAUCGUACACACACAGGCGGGAUACCUGCUGUACACCGCUCUCACACACCAGUAUGUGUUUGAUUAUCUCCCUGGUGAUGUGUUUGGUUGUGUUGCUGAUAUCGGGUGGAUCACUGGUCACAGCUAUGUUGUUUAUGGGCCACUCGCUAACGGAGGAACCACCGUGCUGUUUGAAAGCACACCUGUGUACCCAAAUCCAGGUCGGUACUGGGAGAUGGUACAGCGGUUGAGGAUUAAUCAGUUUUAUGCUGCUCCUACGGCUCUCAGGCUGCUACUGAAGUAUGAGGAGAGCUGGGUGAAGAAGUACGACCGAUCCUCUCUCAGAACCCUUGCCUCAGUUGGAGAACCCAUCAAUCACGAGGCAUGGGAAUGGUUCUACAACGUGGUGGGAGAAGAGCGGUGCCCUCUUGUGGACACCUGGUGGCAGACAGAGACGGGUGGAGUAUGUAUCGCACCGCGACCUGCUGAACCCGGAGCUGAGAUUCUCCCUGCCAUGGCCAUGAGGCCUUUCUUCAGCAUUCAGCCUGCGUUACUGGAUGAAAAGGGCCAGGUCCUGACAGGAAAUAAUGUCAGUGGCGCUCUGUGUAUUGGCCGGCCAUGGCCUGGAAUGGCCAGAAGCAUUUUUGGAGAUCAUCAGAGAUUCAUAGAUGCCUACUUUAAACCCUAUCCUGGGUAUUAUUUUACAGGAGAUGGAGCACACCGGACAGCAGAAGGAUAUUAUCAGAUCACGGGACGGAUGGAUGAUGUCAUCAACAUCAGCGGCCAUCGCCUGGGCACGGCAGAGAUCGAGGACGUGCUGGACGAGCAUCCGGACGUCCCAGAGGCUGCUGUUAUCGGAGUUUCUCACGACAUUAAAGGAGAAGUUCCGUUUGCAUUCGUGGUUAUGAAGGAGAACGUGUUGAAGAACCAGGAAGCUGUGGUGAAGGAACUCAGAGUGCUGGUGGCCACCAAGAUUGCCAAAUACGCCGUCCCUGACCACUUUCUGGUGGUGAAGCGUCUUCCAAAGACUCGCUCUGGGAAGAUCAUGAGGAGAAUUCUCCGAAAGGUGGCCAUGGGCGAGGUGGAAAGUCUGGGGGACAUCUCUACUCUGGAUGACCCAACUGUAGUGACUGAGAUCCUCGAGGCUCAUCAGCACUACAGGGACCAAGCGACCAGGGUGUGACACCACAGGGGGUUGGGGCAAUAACAGGAAGUACAUCUGAAAGACACACACACACACACACACGUAUUAAGAAAGUUCACUUCCCACAAUACAGACAGUUCAGAUGAGUUACUCUAACUCUGUGUGUUGUUUAGGAUGUGACAGAGGUCAUGACUUUUAGGCUAAAAACAUGUAGAGAAAUAAAACCUUUGAUAAAAUUAUAAACUGUGAUAAAAUGGUUACAGAAAUUACUGUCAUGACGUGGUAAUGCAGGUGUGUCUUCAGUUCAAGCAGUAACAAAACUGUGAUUAGAUUCUCUUUCUUACUAACCUUUUAUAAUCCUUUAUAACCCUUCAUAACAUUUCAGAGUGUAUCAUAACCUUUAUAAACUCCUCCAUGAGGAAUAUUAUACUGAUGAUUUAUUAGAUCUCAGAGGUGAAAUGAUUAAUAUUUUAUUACAGGUUAUGUUACAUUAUAGUGAACACUCUGACCUUAUAAACACGUCAUAAUCACAGGAUAGGAGAUCAAAAAUCCAUCAGGAAAACUCCACAACUAAAAAACACAAGAUUUAUAUUAAGAUUUUAUUAUCAAUUUGUAUAAAAAAAAAUUGAAAAAAUCAUGAGAAAUCAUAAAAAAUAGUGAGAAAAUGUGAGAAAUUAAGGAGAAAUUACCUUACCCAGGUGAGAUGUUGAAGGUCAGAAGUCAGCUGUUGUGAGGAUUCAUUGAGGAGUUAUAAGCGCUUGUAAGACUUUCUGAGCUCUUGGUGAGAAACAAAUUAUGUGAUGGUUAUGAAGCGUUAUGAGGUUAUGUAGAGCAUUAAUGAACAUGAAUAAUAAAAUAAAUGUGAUCAUGUGA
Molecule: messenger RNA, 2989 nt
Organism: Silurus meridionalis
Lineage: Eukaryota; Metazoa; Chordata; Actinopteri; Siluriformes; Siluridae
Gene: acss1
Product: acyl-CoA synthetase short chain family member 1
Exons: 14
Coding region: 101-2155 (684 amino acids)
Cellular component (GO): mitochondrion
Molecular function (GO): AMP binding; acetyl-CoA synthetase activity
Source: RefSeq, a predicted model, not a curated record